CACCCGUGACAUCCAUCGAGCAGCGUCGAUCUCUCGAUCACCAGCGAAAGUGACCAACGACAAGGGAAUCGUCAACGCUGCCACGUGAUCGCUAUGCUCUGCAACGGGGUACUGGUACAGCUGCUGCUGGUGCUGCAGGGAUCCCUGGUCGCCCAUGUUGCUGGAAAAUCCACUUCACGGGUGAUCGACAAGGACGUGCACAGAUACGAGUCCUCGGAGGAGGACGUUCAGAGUAACAUCAGAGUCCCGUUCGGGUUAGAGGAGACCUACGAUCAGAGCUUCAGAGCGAACAAUUUCAACGGCACCUGGAGAACGGACACGAAGAUCCUUUAUUUCGAUAACUAUGUCGGCGAUAUUCGCCUGUUCGACGUGGUGAAAGGAGUCAGCACAGUCCUCAUGGAUUCAUCCGUGACGGCCGACUACAACAAGCCUGCCAUCAGCUUCUCCUACGACAACUCUCUCGUCAUGAUCAGCUACGACUUCGCAAACUACAACGUCGUGUACAACACUAAAACCAGAACGUACAUGAAAAUCGCAAAUGGCGAGCGCAUACCCCUGUACAAGUGGUCGCCCACGAGGAACGCUUUGAUUUAUGUUCACGAGAACGAUAUCUAUUACCAAGUGUUCUCCGAGGGAGGCAGUAUUAUUCGAAUAACGAACACCGGCGUGCUCGACGCCGUUUAUAACGGAGUACCUGAUUGGGUGUACGAAGAGGAAGUGUUAGCGUCGGCUUCGGCUCUCUGGUUCUCGCCCGACGGCCGCCAUCUUGCUUUCGCAACGUUCAACGAUACCAGCGUGAAGGAAAUGGUGAUACCGAUGUACGGUGAACCAGGAAACAUGAAGGAUCAGUAUCCGAAGGAAAUGAAGAUCAAGUACCCGAAGGCAGGCAGUCCAAACCCAGAAGUAUCGGUCAGCGUGAUCGACUUGGACAAUCCCUCGCUCAAAUUAGUCGAUCUUAAGUCGCCAAGCGAUAUCGUCGGCGUAGACAACGUUCUGUACACCGUGAACUGGCGGAACGAGGACCAGGUCGUUGUCACCUGGAUGAACCGGGUGCAGAACAAAGCGCAGAUAAUGCUGUACGACACGAAUGGCAACGCCAAAAAUAUCUUCUACGAAGAGGAAACCGAGGGCUGGCUGCGUAUCCAGCCACCCGUCUAUCACGAUCGAUACGUGAUCAUCACGAAGCUUCAAGAAUCUGGAACGGCAGCUGGACGGUUCCAGCACGCGACUAGGUUCGAGUAUAAGAACGGAAGGCUGAUCGACGAGACGGACCUGACGCCGGGAGCCAACGAGGUCAUCAUCAUCUUGGCCGUGGACCAUGCCACGGAAAGGCUUUAUUACUUAGGCAACCAGCUCGACAAACCCUCGCACAGGAAUUUGUACUCGGUGCAAUUGGAUGGCAGCGAGGCGCCUGUUUGCUUGUCUUGCUACGUCUUAACUCCUGAGGGGAACAAUUGCACCUAUGCCUACGCCUACUUCUCCACUGAGAGCUCCAACUACGCGCUGUCCUGCUCCGGUCCAGACCCACUGUUCAUCACGAUCAUGAACUCCAAUCACCAGCUACUGCUCACUUGGGAGGAGAAUCAAUCGCUGAGACAAAAAUUGGCCACGCGAUCGCAACCUCUUGUCAAAAACUUCUACGUGGAUGCUAAUGGUUACAGUAACAAAGUGAAACUCUAUCUGCCGCCAGACUUUGACGAGAACAAGUCGUACCCUCUGUUAAUCAACGUUUACGCAGGACCCAACACUGUCAGGAUCACUGAGGAAGCAACGUUCGGUUUCGAAUCCUACAUGGUGACCAACAAGCGGGUAAUCUAUGGUCGCAUCGAUGGUCGAGGAUCGGCUUUCAAGGGCAGCAAGAUGCUGUUCGAGAUCUAUCGGCGACUAGGCACAGUGGAGAUCGAGGACCAGAUCACUGUCACUAGGAUGCUGCAGCAGAAGUUCCCCUGGAUCGAUCAGAACAGGACCGCGAUAUGGGGAUGGAGCUACGGAGGCUUCUCCACUGCCAUGGUGCUGGCUACUGACAAGGAAUCGGUGUUCAAGUGCGGGGUAUCAGUCGCACCUGUGACCUCGUGGAUUUAUUAUGAUUCUCUAUAUACCGAACGGUUCAUGGGGUUGCCUACCCCCGAGGACAACCUGCAGGGCUACAAUCGCUCAGACGUGAACAGGAGGGUGGAGGGUAUCCGUGGCAAGAAGUUCAUGCUGAUACACGGUACAGGUGACGACAACGUCCACUACCAACAGUCCAUGGCCCUGAACAAGGCUUUAGUAGACAAGGACAUCCUGUUCGAGGAGCAGAGCUACACCGAUGAGGCACACGCUCUGUCCGGAGUCUUUCCUCACCUAUACCACACUAUGGACCGAUUUUGGGCCAAAUGUCUGGACUACACGUUCGUCUAUUGAUCCAAGUCCCAGCUUCUGGACCAACGAACGGGACAGGUUGCCUAGCCUGCCUUCUGUUGACACCUGAUCGCGAAAUCCAACGUCAGAGAGCUGUACGCUGUCAAAGUGGACUCUGUUCGCGGAUGUUCCUCGACUUUUCGUCAAACCAAUCAAAGAUUUCGCGAAUAACACCGGGAUCGACGAGACGAUCGGGUCAGGGAGGAUGAUGGUAUGGUUGAAGGAGUGACAGGCGAGUGUCGGGAUCGUUAUUCAGAGUCGUUGGAGGAGCAAGGGUGGGAAUUCGGUUGGCAGGGGCGUGGACGACGCGGAUCGUCGAUUCUAGAUCCUCUAACCGUGUUCACGCGUGUUCCUUGGCACAGACCCGAUGCAAAUGCUUCAAAGGCAACGGCGUCGCGGGUGAAUCGAUACUUAAGGGUGCUCGAUGCAUUUCCGUGACAGUCAAGUAAGUGGAAAAUGGAUCGGACGGAGGAUAGAACGAGCGGACUUCUCCGUUUCGUUUCCUCCUAUUUUCUUUUCCCCCGCUCUUUAUUCGAGACGUUGAGCGAGCUCGAAAUUCGACCGUGGCUUCGGAUGAGGAGCUCGAUUUUUCACGGGACACCGACCCCUCGGUAAUUUCCGUCGUUCUCCCUGAAAAGUCGCGCGCAAUUGUCCAAGCGAGUGUCAAUAAACCACCGGUACCUUCCUUUGGACCCCUGUCUUUUUAUUUCAAA
Eufriesea mexicana is the source of this 3113-nucleotide messenger RNA. Its product is annotated as venom dipeptidyl peptidase 4. Gene Ontology annotation, biological process: proteolysis. The record is from RefSeq and is a predicted model, not a curated record. The transcript is spliced from 13 exons. NCBI's taxonomy places the organism in Eukaryota, Metazoa, Arthropoda, Insecta, Hymenoptera, Apidae. Gene Ontology annotation, molecular function: serine-type peptidase activity; dipeptidyl-peptidase activity. Bases 94 to 2403 code for a protein of 769 amino acids. Gene Ontology annotation, cellular component: plasma membrane.